ACCAUGACAGGGAUCGAACGAAUGAGAUUCGUUUAUGGGUUAAAGAGAAAUUGCAUUUAAAUGAGGUGACUUGCUAAAAUAAAUAAAUAAAUAAAUAUUUGUUUUUAAAAAGCAGAGGGAAGAAAAAAAUACGGAAAAAAAAAAUCCUGUCGAAAGUGGUGCUCGAAUAGACCAGGCCGUCGUGAAGGCACCGUGACAGACAUCGAACAAAUUCGCAUCGUUUACGGGUUUGAGCAAAACUGGCUUUAAGUAAAGUUACAUGAUAUAGAUUUUUGAAAAGAUAUAUCAUGAAGAAGAAGAAGACAUCUUUUAUUGUCAUGAAAAAAAAGUCCAAAACAAUACGGAAAAUGUAUCCUGUCGAACGUGGUUCUCUUGAAGGUACCUUGACGACCAUCGAACCGUUUAUUGGUUGAAGCAAAACUUGAAACAUUUAAAUCAAGUGAUACGCCAAAAUAAACGAACUAUAACUUACGUAAUGUUAUGUAUGCGUUCGCCAAGAAGAGCCACCCAACUCCAAAACUACAACGGUGGAAAAUGGCUACUUUUUUGUAUGAGGUGCCCAGAUUGACAAUGCUUUCCUGAAGGCACCACGAUGGGAGUUCAGGGGCUGUCGGAUUUUCCCCCCUCCUCUCUCUCUCUCUCUCUCUCGCUCGCUCGUUGGUUCGCCAUGUGUGCCGACUGGCGUCCGUCAGCGGGAAGGCAGCAGAGGCGAAGAGGAGGGGAGGAAAAGUGUGUUUACACAGACGCCAGAGCGCCUGGGGAAUCGUCGGCGAGAGGAAGUGAGCCGCCGGCUCUGCGUCUGCCUGCUCCGUCCGACUUCCUGCUCGGAGAAAGAAAAAGCACAGGAUCCGAUUUCAGGCCGAGCACAAGCCGCGUAGCAAGCAUGGAAAAACAAGCACUUUCUCCGGCGGCGACGGCGACGGAGGCGGCGUCGCGCUAAAGUUCCUCGGCGGGGAAGAAAGGCCACGGAAGUGAUCGCAGCUAUGGACAGCGCCAUCACCCUGUGGCAGUUCCUGCUGCAGCUGCUGCUGGACCAGAGCCACAAGCACCUCAUCUGCUGGACGUCCACGGACGGAGAGUUCAAGCUGCUCAAGUCCGAGGAGGUGGCCAAGCUGUGGGGGCUGCGCAAGAACAAGACCAACAUGAACUACGACAAACUCAGCCGGGCCCUGCGAUACUACUACGACAAGAACAUCAUCAAGAAGGUGAUCGGCCAGAAGUUCGUCUACAAGUUUGUCUCCUUCCCCGAGAUCCUCAAGAUGGACCCCCAGAUGGUGGAGAUGGGCUUAGCUUCCGGAAGGUUCCCCCCACUCCAGGAAGGUGAGGCCCCCGCGCCGGACGUGGACGAGGAGGACACGGAGGCGGAGGAAGAGGCCGAGGAGUCCCUGCGGAGGGCGCGCGCGGUCGCCCUGGGAGCGCAGCAGAGCCGGAACGACUACCUGCGCUCGGGUCUGUACUCGUCCUUCAGCGUGGCCUCGCUCCAGAACCAGCCCGAGCUGCUCAGAGUUCUUCGGGAGGAGCCGCGGUCCGUCAUCCGCUUCGGCGCCAACGACGCCAAAGCAGAGGCCUACGUCUCCCCCGGGCCGCCCGCCCGAAGCCGGAGCAACGAGGAUGGAGACGAGGGGGAGGAGCGGGAGGGGGACUUCUCGGAGCAGAGCGCCCAGCCCCUCAACCUCUCGUCCGGGCACAGGGAGCGGGCCCUGCGGCCUCCUCCCGAAAAGAGGAGCGGCGGCGGAGGAAGAAGCUCCGCCUCCUCCUCGUCUUCCUCGUCGUCCAGUAGUUGUAGUCGAGGAGACGGACUCCCGGCCAGAAGCAAAAAGCCCAAAGCUCUGGACAUCUCGGCCCCGUCCCUGCUGCUGGCGGGCAGCGACAUCGGCUCCAUCGCGCUCAACAGCCCGGCGCUGCCGUCCGGCUCGCUCACCACCGCCUUCUUCGCGGCGCAGACUCCCUCCGGUCUGCUGCUGGCGCACAGUCCGCUCUUGUCCGGCAUCCACUUGUGGAGCAGCCUCAGCCCCGUGGCCCCGCUCAGCCCCGCCCGGCGGCAGGGCCACGCCUCCUUGUUCCAGUUCCCCAGCCUAAUCAACGGACACAUGCCUGUCCCCCUGCCAAGCCUGGAAGGAACCCCCUCCUCCUCCUCCGGUACCCACAAAUCCUGAUUCCGAGAGGGACGUCGCCCCGUCUUCAUCCUGGUCAACAUCCUUUUGCGACAGUUUUGUGACCUCAUUUGUGUUUUGUCUUGGGGUUUUUUUGCACUUGGGUUGCUUGAGGCUACAGUGGUGAAAGCACUCAGUUUAAAAAAACAAAAAAAACAAAAAAAAAGCCAUAUCGCUAGCUGCUCGACUCGAGCUAGAAGCUUGUUCAUAACUUGUCCCUCCUUUUACUUGUGGCUUUUGUAUUGUAUGUAACAUAUGCACUACGCUUCUCAGAUAGUACCGGCUGUGCCUUCAUUUUGUGUCCUACCAUCCCAACUUCCCCUUAAAGACAAGAUUUUCAAAUUAAUGAAAAGCCUUUUUUGUUUUUUGUUUUUAGAACUCUCUCUUUUUUUUAUACUGGAUGUGGUAUACAGUGUGUAUUCUGUAUAAUUUUGUAUUGUGAAGAUUGUCAUCCAUUUUCAAUAAACUAAGCAUUGAAUGCUUGAA
This is a messenger RNA of Phyllopteryx taeniolatus (common seadragon), 2639 nucleotides long. RefSeq names its product ETS domain-containing protein Elk-3-like. The record is from RefSeq and is a predicted model, not a curated record. Lineage: Eukaryota; Metazoa; Chordata; Actinopteri; Syngnathiformes; Syngnathidae. Gene Ontology annotation, molecular function: DNA-binding transcription factor activity, RNA polymerase II-specific; sequence-specific DNA binding. Gene Ontology annotation, cellular component: nucleus. Gene Ontology annotation, biological process: regulation of transcription by RNA polymerase II; cell differentiation.